Messenger RNA from Closterium sp. Yama58-4, 1878 nucleotides. NCBI's taxonomy places the organism in Eukaryota, Viridiplantae, Streptophyta, Zygnematophyceae, Desmidiales, Closteriaceae. The record is from the annotation of a GenBank genome assembly.
AUGGGGAACGCGGAACAGAAAGGGCAUGUGACAGUAACGGAAGAAGGGGAGCAUGUGAUUAUAACGGAGGCGCCCGAGCGCAAUGGGAUAUGGGCCGUCGACGGCGAAGGGAGUGGGGACGGGGACGUGGGUGUACAGGUGGAUGCUUACGUGGACGCUGACGUGGAUGACGCUGACGUGGACGCGUUCAGCGAGGAUAUGCACGUGCUGUGGGACGUUCUGGCGAUCGACGACGCAGCGCAAAGAGCGGCGCGAAUGGCGGAGCUGGGAUACGAAGUUUAUAUCGAGGAUGGACUGGAAGGCUACAGGAAGGCGGCGGUGGUCGAGGAUACGACAAACGGCACGUUUCCCGCCCCUCCGCCGGGAAACGCGCUAGAAGGGCGGCUCGCGGAAGAAGCGGCGGAGAGACGACAGCUGGAACAGCGGCUCGAGUCGGCUCAGAGAGCAGUCGGCGCGCUGCUGACGUGUCUGAAGCGUGUCCGACACGUGCUCGAGGCGCCAGGGGAUGCGCGGACGAGAGGAGAGGGGGAGAGGGAAUGGGGAGAAGGCGCGCAUGGGGGGAAGGGAGGCGUGCGGGACGGGACGGAAGGGGGAGGAGAGAUUAAGCUGGAGUGGGCGAUGGUGGAGUGUGUGUCGACCAUGGCGGCUAUAGAGGCGCGAGUGGCGCAGCAGAGGCAUGCACUGCAAAGGCAGGCGCAGCAAGGGCAGGCGCGGCACAAUGUGAGGGAGGGGGGAGGUGCGGAAGGUGAAGGGCGCGGUGGGAUGGAAGAGGCGAGAGAAGUGGGGGGAGUGGGGGGGGCGGAGGGGGCGGAGGGGGCGGAGGGGGCGGAGGGGGCGGAGGGGGCGGAGGGGGCGGGGAGAGUUGAGGGGGAGGAGGGAGUGGGGGGGGUGCGAGGAGUGGAGGAUGGUGGGAUGAGAGAAAGUGAGCUGAUGAGAGAGGUGGGUGAGGUGAGGCGGGAGAACGAGGCACUGAAGCAGUUGCUGCUGCUGGCGUUUCAAGGGCGUGAGGCGGCUGAUCUACCCCAGAUGCUCCCACAGCUGCUAACACAGCUAUUAGCCCAGUCCCACAUGCCUGCGGAAUCAGCAGCACAGAAAGCAGAAACAGCAGACACAGCGCUUGCAGGGACUAUCACUAUGAGUACAGACACAACUACAGAUGCCAGCACUGCCGCUACUGCUACGAGCAGCAGUGAUGCCGGCGCAGGCACUGAUACCACUGCCGCUCCCACGCCUCCCUCCCAUCCCAUCCCCGCCCCUGCCCCCACACAUGCUCGCGCCUCCUCCCGCCCGCACCCGCACUUCCCCUCGCUUAUCCCCCACCUGCAGCUGCGCUCCCUCUCCUUCUCCCGCCACACCGCCAAGCACGUUUCCACCCCCCAUGCCACCCGCCACGGCUCCCCGCAUGCCUCCCCCCAUGCCUCCCCCCAUGCCUUCCCCCAUGCCACCCGCCAUGCCUCCCACCAGCCAGCAAUGCGCCGCUCUCUUUCCAGUAGGCCCCUGGGGAAAUGGCUGAGGUGGGCUGAUGGGGAGAGGGGGAAGCGGGCGGAUGAUGGGGAAAAGCAGGCGGAUGACGGUUUGAAAUCGGCUGAUAGUGCUGUGAAUGCUGAUAGUGUUGCUGCUGCUGCUGCUGAUAGUGUUGCUCCUUUUGAGUCGACUCACAGAUCACCUCAGGAGGAGCAGGCGAGUGGUACAGCAGACAGUGCUGCUGAUUGUCCUGAGGAAGCUAGCAGCCAGGUUACUUUUGAGUCAACUCAAAACGAGGUAGCUUCUGAGUCAACACAAAGGUCAUCUCAGGAGGAGCAGGCGAGUGGUACUACAGCAGACAGUGCUGCUGAUUGUCCUUUAGAAGCUAGCAGCCAGGAGGUGAUGGUGACGUAG